CUUCCUCGCCAAUCGACCGACCACAACUGGGCUGGUUGCUGGGUUGCUGUCUGCUGUCCGCUGCCUCUUGUCCGUUGCGUUCUUGCUUCGCUUGCUCCACCCGCCUGCUCCUUUGAUCCGAUCGCCGCCAGAAUGGAUUCAGGACUCCGCCAGCGCCCUGCUGUCUCCAGCACCAAGCCCGUUGCUGCCUCGGCCGCCGCUUCCAAGAAGCGCACCGUGCCCUCGGCCCCCUACUCCCUCAACCAUGAGACCCCAAAGUUCACCCUCAAGGACGUCCGCGAUUGCAUCCCCCCGCAUUUGUUCAAGCGCUCGCUCGCAAAGUCCUUUGCCACGCUUGCCCACGAUCUGAUCAUCCAGGCCAUUCUCUGGUAUGGCGCCACCUACAUUGACCAUCUCCCCCAUCCCUUCAACUGGAUCAUGUGGCCUGUCUUCUGGGUUUGCCAAGGCGUCGUCUGGACUGGCGUCUGGGUUAUUGCUCACGAAUGUGGCCACCAGGCUUUCUCUGACUACGCCUGGGUCAACAACCUCGUCGGCUGGGUCCUCCACUCGGCUCUGCUUGUCCCCUACUUUUCAUGGAAGAUUACCCACUCGAAACACCACAAGGCCACCUGCCACCUGACCAAGGACCAGGUCUUUGUGCCCUACACCCGCAGCCAGUUUAAUCUUCCUCCUCCUCCUGCCAAUGUCGAUACGCUUGAGGAAGAGUCGAUCAUGGAUGACAUUCCGAUCUUGAACGUGUUCCGCGCAUUGAAAUACCUCUUUAUCGGCUGGCCUGCCUACCUGCUUUUCAACGCCUCCGGCCAGCAGUACAAAACCUGGACCUCGCACUUCCGCCCCAACUCGCCCAUCUUCGAGCCCAAGCAGUGGCUGCUGAUUGUGUACUCCGACAUUGGCUUUGCUCUCACCGUGAUUGCCCUGAUUGUCGCUGGCCAGCACUUUGGCUCUAUCGCGGUCUUCAAAUACUACGUCCUCCCCUAUCUCGGUGUCAACUUCUGGCUGGUCUUUAUUACCUUCCUGCAACACACCGACUCCAAGGUUCCUCACUACGACGACGACGAGUUCACCUUCCUGCUGGGUGCCCUUGCCACCGUUGACCGCGACUAUGGCGUCCUGAACUAUUUCCACCACCACAUCGCCGACACCCACGUCGUCCACCACCUGUUCUCGACUAUGCCUCACUACAACGCCGUCGAGGCCACCGAGCAUGUGAAAAAGUUCCUCGGAAAGUAUUAUCUCUACGACGACACCAACAUCUUCCUUGCGAUGUACCGCUCCGUUCGGGACUGCAAGUUUGUUGAGGACACUGGCCGAGUCCGAUACUAUAAGAACUAGAAUCGGUCCCUGUCGGUCGGCGAUAGCUUAGCGCCGCCAAAGUUGACGGGAACGCACGCGCUAAUCCUGGCGCUUUGCAUGCAUCUCCACUUCCGGCCAGCUGUGUGAUCUGACUGCGGCCGCCACCUAAUGCAUUUUGCUUGCCUCAGUCAACUUCAAUACAUUAAUGUCAAGGAAGCCACCUCGAACAUGGGUUACGGCUUCAUAAGCGAUGGUAUUUGUGGUGAUGAUACCGACACUAUGGUCUGCGACGCAGCUGGACCCGCCGACAAGCCAGCCGAUGCGGAUUGUUAUAUGCGUCCCUUCCUUGGUGGGCAGGUGAAGAGGAAAAUGACUGUCGGGCCCCUGGGAGCGCCGAUGGAUGCCCGUCAAUCCGCACAAGCCGUCCGUGGGCUGAAAAGUCCCAUCUCAAAAUAAACUGCCUAAACUCACG
This is a messenger RNA of Polychytrium aggregatum, 1765 nucleotides long. RefSeq names its product fatty acid desaturase-domain-containing protein. The transcript is spliced from 6 exons. The record is from RefSeq and is a predicted model, not a curated record. Lineage: Eukaryota; Fungi; Chytridiomycota; Chytridiomycetes; Polychytriales. The coding region runs from base 133 to 1332 and encodes 399 amino acids. Gene Ontology annotation, molecular function: oxidoreductase activity. Gene Ontology annotation, biological process: lipid metabolic process.